This is a messenger RNA of Orycteropus afer afer, 1398 nucleotides long. Lineage: Eukaryota; Metazoa; Chordata; Mammalia; Tubulidentata; Orycteropodidae. The record is from RefSeq and is a predicted model, not a curated record.
AUGGCGGGGGCCCGGCAGUGGGCCCCCCUGCUGCUGUGCCUGCUGCAGUCCGCUCCAGGGAAGCCCCGCAUGGCCCCUCCACAGAACGUGACACUGGUUUCUCGGAACUUCAGCGUGUAUCUGAUGUGGCUCCCAGGUCCUGGCAACCCCCAGAACGUGACUUAUUUUGUGGACUAUCAAAGCUCUCCGACCCCCAAACGUUGGCGAAAAGUGAAAAAGUGUGCAGGAACCAAGGAGCUAGUGUGUUCCCUGAUGUGCCUGGAGAAACAAGACCUGUACAACAAGUUCAAGGGACGUGUGCAGGCGGUUUCUCCCAGUGCCAAGUCCCCCUGGAUGGAGUCUAAGUACCUGGAUUACUUUUUUGAAGUGGAGCCGGCCCCACCCACUCUUGUCUUCACUCGCGUGGAGGAGAUCCUGAGCAUCUUUGCCACCUACCAGCUACCCCAGUGCGUGCCCAUGGCGGAUCUAAAGUACGAGGUGCAUUUCUGGAAGCAAGGGACCAGGAACAAGACCCUGUUUCCAGUCACUCCCCACGGCCAGCCAGUCCAGAUCCCCCUUCAUCCAGCCACAACCGGCCACCACUGCCUCAGCGCCAGGACCAUCUACACCUUCAAUACACUCAAAUACAGCGAGUUCUCCAAGCCCACCUGCUUUCUCCUGGAGGCCCCAGGAAUCAACCGGCCCUUCCUGGUGCUGCUGCCGCUUCUGCUGCCGUUGCUGUUGGUAAUUUCCACCGGGGGUUUGAUCUGGAAGAGCUCCAAGGGGAAUCCCUGGUUUCAGCAGUCCAAGAUGCCGCCGACCUUGGACAGGGCUGAGGAGGAGGAGAAGGUCACAGAUGACAGCAUCAGCUUCCAGCCCUACAUUGAGCCUCCCUCCUUCCUGGGGCAAGGACACUGGAUUCCACAGUGCUCUGAGGCAGAUGGGGUAGACUCGGGGUAUUCCCAGACUCUGGGCCAGGCCGAAGGCUCCUCUGCUUGGGAUUCUGAAGACAGAAGCUGGGCCAGCAUGUUGGAGUCCCCCUCCUGGGAUAGGGCUAGGACUUCUGGCUCUUUGGCCAAGAAGGGGCCAGGCGAGGGGGGAGGCAGAGACGGGCGCUGGGAGCCCCUUCCACUACCUGAGUUCCCUGAGGACUCGGGCCCCGCAGAGGAGCCACAGGAGCUCUUCUCCUGGACCACCUGGGGCUCCUCAUCUGCAGGGCGGCACCUGGGCCCCAGGGAGCCUCUUUCUCUUUCGACAGUGACCUUCUGCUGGGACAGCAGCCCGGAAGAAGAAGAGGAAGAGGAAGAAGACAGGGAGGGAUCAGAAACUGAGGAGAGUGGCACCGGCAGCUGGGGGGCUGAGGGCUCCCAGAGGACCAAGGGCAUGGGAGGGCUGCGUGGGCAUUACAUGGCAAGGUGA